AUGAAGCUGCUCUUGUUCUGUUGCGUUUGCUUCGGUGGAUUGGUCGCGUUGGCAAGGGCCCACCAGAGCCUGGACGAGUGCCUCGAGAAGGACAGCAUCUCCUGCGUCCAGAAGAGUCUGUACGCGAGGGCCAAGCAGUUCUUCGACCAAAAGAGCUUUGAGCUCGUCAGUGGAGUCAGUUUGGUCAAGACGAGCCAAGGAUCGGCCAGGGCGGGGAAGGCCCUCGCCUACGAGCAGGAGAUCGAGGAGUCGAAGGACGUGACGAUGAGGCAGAACGCCCUCGAGAACUUUGUUGGCGAGGGGGUCAGUGAGUUCCUUACGGGACGGAGUUUGCAGGUCAACUUCACUCCAGCCUUCGAAAAGAUAACCGAAUCUGCGCGGGCGUUCAGUGAAUCGAUUCCUUCGGAAGUCAGGCAAGCCGCCAAUGAAGUCGUCGAAGGUCGUGGCAAGAAAAAGGUGAUCAAAGCGAUUCUGCCGCUCCUGAUCGCCGCCAAAGUAAAGCUGGGCCUGCUGGCGACUUUGGCCUACUUCGGAAUCGCCCUCGUAGCGAAAAAAGCCAUCCUCGCGUCGAUCAUCUCGAUCGCCGUAUCAGCAUUCCUCAGCCUGAGGUCACUGUGGCUGAAGAGCUCCAGUCACGACACGACAGCCUACAAUGCCGGCUGGAGCUCCGGGGGCCUCGUGUCCUCUGGCUGGUCGGCCCCCAUAGCAUCCAGCGGCUGGGCGUCCAGUGGCUGGGACGACGCUCACGGCGCUUUUUCCGCGCCAAGCCAGGCCUUCUCUGGCUACCAUCGUCGUUGA
This is a messenger RNA of Copidosoma floridanum, 798 nucleotides long. RefSeq lists its product as uncharacterized. The record is from RefSeq and is a predicted model, not a curated record. Lineage: Eukaryota; Metazoa; Arthropoda; Insecta; Hymenoptera; Encyrtidae. Gene Ontology annotation, cellular component: membrane.